This is a messenger RNA of Cimex lectularius (bed bug), 1818 nucleotides long. RefSeq names its product inhibitory POU protein (gene acj6). Gene Ontology annotation, biological process: regulation of transcription by RNA polymerase II. The transcript has 7 exons. Bases 37 to 1257 code for a protein of 406 amino acids. NCBI's taxonomy places the organism in Eukaryota, Metazoa, Arthropoda, Insecta, Hemiptera, Cimicidae. The record is from RefSeq and is a predicted model, not a curated record. Gene Ontology annotation, molecular function: RNA polymerase II cis-regulatory region sequence-specific DNA binding; DNA-binding transcription factor activity, RNA polymerase II-specific.
GAGAGUGAGUAGAGCGUCAGAGGGUACCGAGCGAGCAUGGAUCUCAUGAUGUACAGUACUGAUAAAAUGAUGCAGGGAAAAUCUCCGCUCCCCAUCUCUGCACCGGGGCCCUGCUUUCCGGGGAGGUACUCGCCAACCUACAGGACUCCCCCGGACCCAAUGAGACGAUGCAUGACAAAUCCAACGUGGGAUUCGUGGACACAGGAACAGAUGAAAAAGACACGGAUACUGGAGGAUGCGAUGGCCUGCAACACCUCUUGGUCACAGAGACACAAUGGCGACCUUUUCGGCGGGUUGAACGACGGACUUCUUUCGAGGGCAGAGGCCCUCGCAGCGGUCGACAUCGGCAAGCACCAGUCGAGCAAUCCUACCGGACCGGGGGGAGGGUUGCCACAGCUGAAGCAUGACAUGAUGUACCACCACCACGGCAUGGGUGGGCCGCCCCCUCCGAACACGAGGCCUCAUCAGACCUGGAAUAUGGAGGUAACGGAUAACCUGAUAAAGAAAGAGAUGGGCCACCACCAUGGAAUGGAAGGUCUCGAGAUGUUAGACCCUAUUUCUUCGAGCGCGAUGACGACACUAACGCCGAUGGGCGACGGAGGAGGCGCCGGGGGUCACCCGCAGCUCCACGGCCCGUACGGUCCGGCCAUGAAUUCGAUGAUGUCCGGCCACCAUCACCACCACCACCAUCAUCACCACGGGUCACCUCUUUCAGGCCACGGGCCCCCGGGCCACCACGCCAUGGCCGCCGGCCUUCAACACCCCGACUCCGACACAGACCCGAGGGAGUUGGAAGCUUUCGCGGAACGGUUUAAACAGAGGAGGAUAAAACUCGGGGUGACGCAAGCCGACGUUGGAAAAGCCCUGGCAAACCUGAAGCUGCCGGGUGUGGGCGCCUUGUCACAAAGCACCAUCUGCAGGUUCGAGUCACUGACACUUUCACACAACAACAUGAUCGCCCUCAAGCCGAUCUUACAGGCGUGGUUGGAGGAGGCGGAGGCCCAGGCGAAAAACAAACGGAGAGACCCCGACGCGCCCAGCGUCCUACCGGCGGGGGAAAAGAAGAGGAAAAGGACAUCCAUCGCCGCACCGGAGAAACGUUCUCUCGAAGCUUAUUUUGCCGUUCAACCGCGCCCAUCCGGCGAGAAGAUCGCCGCCAUUGCAGAAAAGCUCGACCUGAAAAAGAACGUCGUCCGAGUCUGGUUCUGCAAUCAGCGACAAAAGCAAAAACGCAUGAAGUUCGCCGCGCAGCACUGACAGAUGGACUGCUCCGCAUUUCCUCAAUAAUCUGUUAAUAAAAAAAAGUGCAAUAACUGUAAAUACAUUUUAAUAUGGAAAUAAUACACGAUACAUAUCAAACGGACAGUACAACUUAGAACUAUAUGUGCCAUACUCUUAGCUAAAUGUGUAAAUAUUAACUCAUAAGUCUUUGUAUAUUGAAUUAGUUCAUAUUCUAGUCAGUGUUCUCACCCCUGAAAAGGUCCAAAUGUGAUUUUUGUAUUUAAAAAUUAAAUUUUAAAAAAUUAAACUCUGACAAGGCAAUAAUUUACUUUCCAAUGUGGGAAGUUAUAAAUGUCGGUAAGAAAAUAUUUUGUAUGUACAGUAAACCGUAGGAAUUCAUUAUUAUACUACACUGACAAUUAAAAUCGCCUAGUCCAUGUUUUAGUCAUUUUUAAACAACGAAACGUCAUUUAAAUCUUGAAAAUUUUCUAUUCGACUUUCAUGUACGUACUUGAACUUUUCUGCCAAUCAUUAAAAAAAAAGAAGUUCAUCAAGAUCUGAUUUUUCUACUUUUGUUCAAUUUCAUGAAAUAUAUAA